ACCCCACCAAGAAAAUUGGGACAAGAACAAAGAGAUUCAAUACCCCUCGAUUAGCUUUGGAGUUCAUCUAAGUUUUCCUCUAAGAGUUCCUCCUGCAUAUAAUUAAUUCAUGUCAAAGACUUCAAGAAAAACUAAAAACUACUCAAACUCCAACUACCUAUCACCAAGAAGAAUCUUACUUGUAUCUUUCUUGAUAGUCAUACUGGCUUUCAUUAUAAAUAAAUUUUUACCUCGUCUUUUCCUUAUAUCUCAUCAUUUUUCUCCUACCAAACUAUCUACAACUUCAAAUCCCAAGAUGUCUAAUUACAGUAAGGAAUUGGAGGUGGCUCAAUUAGCCGUCCAAAGAGCAGCUAUUUUAACCAAGAAGGUUUUCCAUGAAAAAUCCAAAGGAACAUUAUCCAAAGACGACAAAUCACCUGUUACAAUUGGUGAUUUCGGUGCUCAAGCUUUGAUCAUCCAAGCUAUCAAGAAGAACUUCCCUAAUGACGAGGUUGUAGGUGAAGAGGAAGCUAGCGAUUUGAGAGAGAAUGCUAAAUUGAGAGAUCAAAUUUGGGAAUUGGUUGAAGCUUCCAAACUUUCUGAUCCAGAGGCUGAGAAGGUUUUGGGUGGUCCAGUCGAGAGUGUAGAUGCUAUGCUUGAUGCUAUCGAUGCAGGAAACAGUGCUGGUGGAGCUAAAGGAAGAAUUUGGGCUUUGGAUCCCAUUGAUGGAACUAAGGGAUUCUUGAGAGGUGGUCAAUAUGCUGUUUGCUUAGCACUGAUGGUUGAUGGAGAUGUCAAAGUUGGUGUUCUUGGAUGUCCUAAUCUUCCAGUUGAUGAUUCCGCACCAUUAUCAGCUGACGCUGGCAAGGAUGCAUCAGAUGAGGAAGGAAAAGGUGUUCUUUUCUCAGCAGUAUUGGGUCAAGGUGCUACGAGUCGACCAUUGGGUACUGGAGCAUUAGCAAAAGGUCAAUCUAUUCAAAUGAAGCCAGUUACGGAUUUAAGUCAAGCUACAUUCUGUGAAAGUGUUGAGGCAGGCCAUUCUUCCCAUGGCGAUCAACAUGCUAUUGCUACCAAAUUGGGUGUUACCAAGGCUAGUGUCCGAAUGGAUUCACAAGCUAAAUAUGGAUCGAUUGCUAGAGGUGCUGGAGACAUUUACCUUAGACUCCCCGUUAGUGCGACUUACCAAGAGAAGAUCUGGGACCACGCCGCUGGAGAUCUUAUUGUACGCGAGGCAGGUGGACAGGUUACUGAUUCUCUCGGACGAAGAUUGGAUUUCAGCAAGGGAAGAACUUUGGCUGAAAACAAGGGUGUCGUUGCAGCUCCUGCAGCCAUUCACGGCCACGUUUUGGAGGUAGUUAAGGAGGUUUUGGCGGCCAAGAAAUAAAUUGUUCAUAUAUAUUCGUCACAAAUAAAAGACAUGAUACCUUUUUUCCAUCUU
Sclerotinia trifoliorum is the source of this 1417-nucleotide messenger RNA. The record is from the annotation of a GenBank genome assembly. Lineage: Eukaryota; Fungi; Ascomycota; Leotiomycetes; Helotiales; Sclerotiniaceae.